UUUUUUUUUUUUUAUCUUUUUGCUAUGUAUUCCUUUGAUAUUACACUUGAAACACAUGUCAAGUUCUGCUCUUAUUGCCGCGAAAAAGAGACUGGAAACCAGUUUAAAAAAAUACGACAUACCCACCACAGACACACCUCAUUCAGUGGAUGCUUGUGACAGCGGUGUGUUGCUAUUAUCCUUACUACAAUCUCGUCUUCACUGGACCCAUUCUGUUUUUCCACGUUAUAAAUCCGACCCAUUACAACAACCAAAACGAACCAGUAAUUCACGCAAGAAAUGGCCCUUUAUGAAAUGGUUGGGCACGGGCCAUUUAGAAUUAGGUCCCCAUGUAUUUCCCAACACAACAUUUUAUGAAGCCAAACGAUCGACCCUUCUUUCAUCCAUUGCACAAGCCCAUGGUGUGGCAUGCGAGGACCAAGAGGCUAAGCUUGAAUUUGUCGAUAUUGUUUUUGAACUUGCUGAAAUUCCCAACGAACGAUUUAUUUUCCCUAAAGAAGCACUUGUCAGUCUCUCCGUCGAGAAUGGACCCAUCGAGUUACAUGCAUCGUUUGCAAUACCGUCUGAUACAACCGACACAUUCUUCUCAAGUCCACAAGAACAAUUAUACGCUUGUCAUGACAUGAAUUUACCUACACCUCUUUUAGACAUCUUGCGAGACCACCCCCCUCCUCCUCCCACCGACAAGGCUGAUAACAAGGUCUAUGAACCUGCCAAUAUUCGUAUCACCUUGUUAAAUCAGGUCACUUUAGACGCCCUGGAAGAUAACGUCUACCCACCCGACAAAGUCAAACACAGUCUUACCUCCAAAAUGAAAACAUUCCCGCGUAAGAAAUAUGUGCAAUACGAUUUGUCAGAACAAAGCACUGAUAAAUCCGAUGUCAGUGAGCUCGUUAAAAGAGCCAUGACCGUACCCGAUAUUACCACAGGUCCCAUCAUGGCCGAGAAAAAGCGUAAUGAAAUUUUAAACGCCAUUCGACUAGGCAAACGUCCACGCGAUCAUAAAUUUGAAGCCGAGCUGCCCAAGAACAAGUAUCAAAAUAAUGUAGCCAAGGAAGACGGAUUACUCAAAUGUGCCUACUGUAGCACACGGUAUACAGCCAUGUGGCAGCCCGGUCCUGCAGGCCACGGUACACUUUGUAACAGUUGUGGUAUUCAAUGGAAACGAAAGGAAAUCUUGAAGGGUGCACCCGUCAUUAGUCCUCACGAAGAGAAAAGACUGUUACGUGAAAAGAAGGAAAAGGAACGUGCCUUGGAGUUGGAAAGGGAGGAGGAAUUACUUCAACAAAAAAAGCAACUGCAGUUGCAGCAACAACAACAACAACAGCAAAAGAAGGUAUCGCAAAAGAAGGAGGAUACAAUACAUGUCGCCCCUGUGAAAAAAACCGUACCUACUACAACGAUCAAGAAAGUGAAAGGAGAAUCGAUGAAGAAAACAGAAGAGACGACUGUGGCGGUGGCAACGACCCCAUCAUCCGUGACGCCAGUUACCGUGGCAACCAUGGUGGCGCCGGUCACGACAAUCACAACGGCCACAACAGCCACAGCAGCUACAGUAGCUACAGCGUCUACAACAGGGGCGGCCACCCCCUCCACCACAUCAGGCGUAGUAGAAACAUCAACACAGAACUCCUUCUUUUUGUAUAGUCAAGGAGGUAUCCCUUUACCCACGCUAUUUAUUUCAUUUGGAACCACACAGACAUUUUCACAUCCGAAUUGCGCCGUGACCUUACUCGAUGGUCAUUUUCAUAUUCGAUUAUGUUGUAUGGAAGGGGAACAAAGUUUGAUCAAUUUGGAAAAAUCAGAUUUAGCCGAUGCUCAAUUUGAAAUUUCGACCCAACCCACUGGCGGAGAAGAGAUGGGAGGACCGGCACGAGAGAUAUUAACUAUGACAUUAUCUCCUUUGACAAGACCACUGAUCAUUGGAAACACAACCUUUACCUCGCAACACAUUACCAUUCAAUUUUUGGAGAAAAUUGAUCCAAGUGGCGGAGCUGUGGUUAAACGUAUUUUACAACGUUGGUUAGUUACCAUCCCUCAAUCUUCAUAACUAAACAAAUAAAAAAAAACUUAUGUGUAUGU
Messenger RNA from Mucor mucedo, 2082 nucleotides. RefSeq lists its product as uncharacterized. Gene Ontology annotation, molecular function: sequence-specific DNA binding; zinc ion binding. The coding region runs from base 56 to 2050 and encodes 664 amino acids. The record is from RefSeq and is a predicted model, not a curated record. The transcript is spliced from 5 exons. Gene Ontology annotation, biological process: regulation of DNA-templated transcription. NCBI's taxonomy places the organism in Eukaryota, Fungi, Mucoromycota, Mucoromycetes, Mucorales, Mucoraceae.